AUGUUGUGGUUGAUCUUAUUUUACUCUCUGUGUAUCAGGCAGUGGAUACUUGCUGAAGAGAAUGCAGGCCAUCUUAAUAGUACCGAUAGCAAUUCCAAAUUGACAGAAAAUGCAAUGAUAGAAACAAAUGUUACAACGCUUUUAUCUGCCUUUGCAAGUGUAAUUGCUUUCUGCUUACAUUUUUCAGAAUCUAAUUUUUUUGAUUUUAAAACACUAAUACCGCAAUUUUUUGGCACCUCAGCUAUUGAAAAGCAUCCUGAAAAAGUUAAAUUUGUCAAGCAGUCUUCCAGUGAGUUGGGCGAUAUCUUAUCCCCAAUACAGGAAAAUGACAGUGGAAAUGAUAAAAAGGAAUACACGAAUACAGGAAGCAAAGUGGAAAAGGAAUACAGGAAGCAAAGUGUUGCUGAACCUUCAGCAGGCAUCGUAAGAAAAAUGUGGACGAAUGUGGGACGUGCACCAAGUUCAUCACGUCGAACAAUACAUCGCUAUGAACGUUUGAGCCAACACGAUGAUGAUGGAUAUUAUCCUUCAAAUGUGAUUUAUUAA
Molecule: messenger RNA, 546 nt
Organism: Thelazia callipaeda (thelaziosis nematode)
Lineage: Eukaryota; Metazoa; Nematoda; Chromadorea; Rhabditida; Thelaziidae
Source: the annotation of a GenBank genome assembly